AUGGCCUCCUCAUUAACCGUCGAAGAGCUCCGCUCUCGACUGCACCAACUCGGACUCGAGACCAAGGGCAAAAAGGCUGAUCUCCGACUUCGGCUCAAGAAAGCCUUGCGUAGCGCAAGUAACAGUCCGCCUUCUACUCCAGGCAGCCACGCCGAUACAACUUGGCGACCAGAAUUCGACACCUUUCUAGUGCUUGAUGUGGAAGCUACGUGCGAGUCUACACGCAAAUACCGCAACCUGAACCACGGAUAUGAAACGGGAAGCUUCCAGUUCCCAAACGAGAUCAUCGAAUUUCCGGUGGUCUUGCUCAGGUGGAACGAGAAUACGCAUCAACUCGAUACCGUAGACGUCUUUCAUUCGUAUGUUCGCCCGACCUUUCGGCCCAGGUUGACCAAGUUCUGCCGCGACUUGACGGGUGUCACACAAGCUCAGGUGGACGCUGCGCCUUUGUGGAACGACGUGCUCAUCUCAUUCUACAGAUUCCUAUGGUCGUACGACCUAGUUGAGGACACAUUGACUGGCAGUUCCCACCUUCACAACUUCAGAUUGCGACGUGGAGUCGCAUGGAUCAACCACGGGCCCGCCGAUCUGCGCGACUUUGUUAUCAAGCAAUGCUGGAUCUCCGGUCAUCCUAGGGACAGAAAUCAAGGUGCACCUCCGAUCUUCCUCCGAGGUCCGCUGAUAGAUAUCCGCAAGGGCAUCGCUAGCCUGUUCAAAUGGGAGCAGGAGCUGAAAGCCGAACAGGGACGUACCACCACCUCCCGCUCGACGCUGCUAGAGUUCGGGGGCGAAGACGGAUUUCAAGUCAUCUCUCCUCCCACGCAAGUGGCUUCAACUGUCAGGGAGGAUGUGCGAUCAACCGGUCUCUCACCCCACGAACAGAGUUUAGCGGGCCUACUCGAUUUGCUGGGGAUCGGCCCCUUCCAAGGUCGCCAACAUUGUGGAAUGGACGACACGCGAAACAUCGCACGAAUCGUCGUGGAAGUUACAAGACGCAUUCGUUUCGCAGCAAAAGGGACGCAGAUGUUGCUGUCCAAGAGCUAUGAGAGUGUCGAUGGGCAAAUGAAGGCGUCAGCAACCUUGAUGCAGUUGGAGCCAAACUCAGCGGGGCCAAGGGCACGACAGAUGGAGAAGCUCGUGUUGAAGCCUAAUGUGAGGCUUGAUGGCUUCCACAAGCGCUACUUUUGGAUGGGCAAGACGGUGGGUGAGGUCAAGUGGCCUUUCCCGCCAGAGGUGGAGGAGCAGGACCCCGCUUCAUGA
Mycosarcoma maydis (corn smut) is the source of this 1260-nucleotide messenger RNA. RefSeq lists its product as uncharacterized. The record is from RefSeq and is a predicted model, not a curated record. The transcript has a single exon. Bases 1 to 1260 code for a protein of 419 amino acids. Gene Ontology annotation, molecular function: nucleic acid binding; 3'-5'-RNA exonuclease activity. Lineage: Eukaryota; Fungi; Basidiomycota; Ustilaginomycetes; Ustilaginales. Gene Ontology annotation, biological process: exonucleolytic trimming to generate mature 3'-end of 5.8S rRNA from tricistronic rRNA transcript (SSU-rRNA, 5.8S rRNA, LSU-rRNA).